AUGCCUCAGCAGGAGUUCGUCCCCCAGAAGUACCACCUGCAGGACUCCACAGGUGAUGCUUCAGUGCAUCUGCAAAGUAGAGACGGCCCCAGCCCCGUCAAUCUCCGCUUCGAAGCUCUGCGGCCGGGAUUGUUCAGAACGACAUUCUACUCCGAAACACAUCCUUUGCCGCCCUUUCCGAGUGCUCGCAAGCCAAAAUCAAUCCCAUCCACAUUCGACGUCGACGGUGAUGGCUCUCAGAAGACGUUUCUUUCGGAGGACGUCGUGGCCAAAGUAGACUGGACUGGCGUCCCAAUCAUCUCCCUCGGUUUCGCUGGCCACGAACCGUUAUACUCCGAUCUCCCCUUCCGCGCGUACGCUCUUGAUGGCGAUGGAAUCGCACACUACACCCGCUACCACCGCGGAAGCCUCCACGUUGGCCUGGGCGAGAAAGCGGCGCCCAUGGACUUGUCGAAUCGACACUUCACCCUCUCCGCCACGGAUUGCUUCGGCUACGACGUCCACCGCACCGAUCCAAUGUACAAGCAUAUUCCGCUGCUCAUCCGAGCGACUCCACAGGGUGUCGUGGCCACUUUCUCUACAGCACAUUCGCGAGGCUCCUACUCCGUUGGCAGCGAGAUGGACGGUCUAUGGGGCUAUUACAAAGUGUAUCGACAAGACCAUGGUGGACUGGAGAUGUAUACCAUGAUCGGCCGUACUCUGCAGGAUGUUGUGACGUUGUAUGCAGAUCUCGUUGGCUACCCUCUGCUCGUGCCCCGCUGGGCGUUCGGAUACCUGGCAGGCGGGAUGAAGUACUCCAUGCUCGACUCUCCCCGCGCGAGCGAGGCGUUGAUGGAGUUCACCAGGAAGUUGGAACGACACGACAUUCCCUGCUCCGGGUUCCAAAUGUCGUCGGGCUAUACGGUGGCGGAGACCGAGCCGAAAACACGCAAUGUCUUUACGUGGAAUCGACAUCGCUUCCCUGAUCCCAAGGCUUUCUGCGACGCUUUCCACGCUCGGGGUAUCAAGUUGAUUGCCAAUAUCAAACCUUACAUCCUAGCCUCCCAUCCAGAGUACGAAAAGCUUGUCAAAGCCGGUGCAUUAUUCACGGAUCCGACGACGAAGACUUCCGCCGUUGCACGUCUCUGGUCCGCGGGCGGCGGUGAGAGUGGAGAGGGCGGACAUAUCGACUUCACCUCCAAAGCAGGCUACGACUUCUGGUACAAUGGUGUGAAGGAGCUGCGUAAGACAGGGAUGGACUGCAUGUGGAAUGACAAUAACGAGUACACCAUUCCCUCCGACAACUGGAAGCUAGAAUUAUCACAUCGCAGAGAUUCAAAUGUCGACAGCACUUCCGACAGAAGAGAUGUCGGUCUCUGGGGCCGAGCGAUGCAUUGCGAACUCAUGGGCAAAUGCUCUCACGAUGCUCUCACGGAAGCCAUACCGCACGAACGUCCUUUCGUUCUCACUCGCAGCGCCACAGCAGGGACAAUGCGGUACGCCGCUUCAACAUGGUCAGGCGACAACGUCACAAGCUGGGACGGCAUGCGCGGCGCAAACGCCCUCUCGCUAACAGCAGGCAUGUGCCUCCUGCAAUGCUACGGCCACGACAUCGGCGGCUUCGAAGGCCCGCAGCCGUCGCCUGAGCUGCUCCUCCGCUGGGUGCAGCUCGGUAUUCACAGUCCGCGAUUCGCCAUCAACUGCUUCAAAACCGGGGACGACAAUUUGGUCGGAGACGUCAUUGAGCCGUGGAUGUACCCGCACAUCAUUCCGGAGAUUCGCAAGGCGAUCCUCCGGCGGUACGAGUUGAUUCCGUAUUUGUACAGCUUGAUGCUGCUGAGCCAUUUCCAUGCCGUACCGCCGCAGCGGUGGGUAGGAUGGGGGUACGAGAACGAUACAGAGGUGUGGACUAGCAAGGUGCUCAAAGACGGUGAACAGCAAUACUGGCUCGGCGAUACGCUCUUGGUCGGGGGCGUGUAUGAAGCGGGCGUCAGCGAGGCGAAAAUCUACCUGCCGAAACGAAGCAAUGACGAUCUGGGUUAUUUGAAUCUCAAUGCUCCGCAUCAACACUUGCCGGCUGGACGGUGGGCUACAAUCGGUAGUCCGUGGAAAGGCAGCAUCCCGAUUCUCGCUCGAAUCGGUGGCGUCAUUCCAGUGGGCAAGAACAAACAAGUAGCAGCACCAGGAGACAAAGUAAACGAAGCCAACCUCCCGCAGGACGAUUGGCGAGGCGUGGAAAUCUUCCCGCCGCCGGAGGAGUACUCGGACGGUACCAUCAGCUUCGUCAGCUCGUGGAUGGAGGACGAUGGUAUCUCUCCGCCACCGGCCAAAGUGGCCAAAUUUGUGGUUGGGUAUGUGGCGACGGCGACGGAGGUUGCGGUGAGUUUUAGUCAGGACACUGCUGCUUUUGUUCCGCCGUGGGUUGGGAAAGGAUUGACUGUCAUUCUUCCGGUUGGCGAUGGCAGGAGGGUGGUUUCGAGCGAUGAGGGCGUGUCGGUUGAGGUGCGGCGAGUAGAUGAGCAGGGGCGAAAGCGGUUUCAUAUCAUCGCUGAGGGGUGA
This is a messenger RNA of Neohortaea acidophila, 2538 nucleotides long. RefSeq names its product putative alpha-glucosidase. Lineage: Eukaryota; Fungi; Ascomycota; Dothideomycetes; Mycosphaerellales; Teratosphaeriaceae. The record is from RefSeq and is a predicted model, not a curated record. Gene Ontology annotation, molecular function: carbohydrate binding; hydrolase activity, hydrolyzing O-glycosyl compounds. Gene Ontology annotation, biological process: carbohydrate metabolic process. The transcript has a single exon. Bases 1 to 2538 code for a protein of 845 amino acids.